AUGCAAAAUGAAAAAUCACUCUUGGAACUCACUCAUUUGCUGGUCGAAAAGGACUAUUCAUGGAUGGCAUCAAGGGAAGAUGAUGUUCGCCGUGAUGAUGAUAGGAACCAUACCCCAUUGCUCAUAGCGGCUAGAAACGGAAUAUCAGAAAUUGUGAAAAAGAUGUUGGAGUUACACCCUCAAUCGGUUGAGGCUCACGAUAUUGAUGAGCAACAAAACAUUUUGCACGUGGCCAUUAUGCAUCGCUGGAUGGAGAUCUUUAAGCUUAUAAAAAAGAGCAAAUCAAUAACAUCAAGGAUGGCUAUGAAGAUUGACAACAAUGGCAACACCAUAUUGCAUCAAGCUGCAACUAUGGUAUAUUACUCAGCAGACACUCAGCGCCUAGGUGGUCCAGCGUUACAAUUGCAGGACGAAUUGCGUUGGAUGGCGGUGAGUGUCAUGAGUUAUGUAAUUAAUUGA
This is a messenger RNA of Prunus avium (sweet cherry), 459 nucleotides long. The record is from RefSeq and is a predicted model, not a curated record. NCBI's taxonomy places the organism in Eukaryota, Viridiplantae, Streptophyta, Magnoliopsida, Rosales, Rosaceae.